AGGUCCCGCGGGCGCAGCGCUCCCCACCUCCCUGCGCCCGCCCGAGCUGACCGACGUUCGAACACCCGGCCUCCAGCGAACCGCGCCGCGCGCCGAUAGAGCGGACAUGGGCAGAGCUAUGGUGGCUAGGCUGGGGCUGGGGCUGCUGCUCCUGGCACUGCUCCUACCCACGCAGAUUUAUUCAAACCAAACCGUUGCCGUGCCACCUUCAGGUAACACCUCCCAGAACACCUCUACUAUCCCACAUCCAACUAAUGCCACCACGAAGGCAGACAGUGGUGCCCUGCAGUCAACAGCCAGCCUUCUUGUGGUCUCAAUUUCUCUUCUACAUCUGUACUGUUAGAGACUCUGGCCAAGAAACGUCUCUACUUCCCCAUCUUGUAAACCCAGUCCAAAUGGCGACUACAAGUCCAGUGUGACGAGGAAGAAAUCUAAUUCCACACCUUAUUUUAUUGAUGCAGAAAAUGCUGAGAAUUCCAAAUUUGAUUCAUUUCAAGGACGUGUGAAGGGAUUGACAGAUGAUGAAUGCCGAUAUUAAAUCUGCUGGAUUUUUUUUUUGGUACAAGAUGAAGAGAGAGAACCUCCAAGACUAACCAUGAUUUCCUCGGUUAUGGCUUAAGAAAAAUGGAUGCUUAAAACUCUACCUUGACAACAAGAAUAGAUUUUAUCUAGAAAUAAAAGAUGGGAUGUGGAAUGGA
Messenger RNA from Octodon degus (degu), 698 nucleotides. RefSeq names its product CD24 molecule (gene Cd24). Bases 107 to 343 code for a protein of 78 amino acids. Gene Ontology annotation, biological process: cell adhesion. The record is from RefSeq and is a predicted model, not a curated record. Gene Ontology annotation, cellular component: external side of plasma membrane. Lineage: Eukaryota; Metazoa; Chordata; Mammalia; Rodentia; Octodontidae. The transcript is spliced from 2 exons.